Messenger RNA from Harpia harpyja (harpy eagle), 1107 nucleotides. RefSeq names its product T-cell activation Rho GTPase-activating protein-like. Gene Ontology annotation, molecular function: GTPase activator activity. Gene Ontology annotation, biological process: signal transduction; monoatomic anion transport; regulation of Rho protein signal transduction. Gene Ontology annotation, cellular component: membrane. The transcript is spliced from 7 exons. The record is from RefSeq and is a predicted model, not a curated record. Bases 52 to 1107 code for a protein of 351 amino acids. NCBI's taxonomy places the organism in Eukaryota, Metazoa, Chordata, Aves, Accipitriformes, Accipitridae.
GCUCCGUUUUCCUUUUCAGAAGGAGGGAACAGCAGCAGCAGCAGGAGGAGGAUGGGGCUGCCCUGGCCCUUUGCUCUGCGGAGGACCCCGGCCGCUGCCCAGGCGCCAGGGCAGGCGGGCUCCGGCUGCGGCAGGGCGCUCUUUGGACAGCCCCUGGCAGCCCUCUGCGGGGAGGACGGCUCCCUGCCCCAGCCCAUCCAGGAGAUGCUGGCUGCCCUGCACAAGGAAGGACCGUCGACGGAAGGGGUAUUCCGAAGAGCUGCCAGCGGGACAGAGUUUCGUGAGCUGCGGGAGGCCCUGGACCACGGUGCGCAUGUCGACCUGGGCAGCCAGCCUGCGCUGCUGCUGGCCGUCAUCUUGAAGGACUUCCUCCGAAGCAUCCCCGCCAAGCUCCUGGUGACAGACCUCUACGAGGACUGGAUGGCAGCGAUGCAGAAGAGCAGCAAGGAGGAGAAGGUUGAAGAGCUGAAAGCGGUGGCCGAGAAGUUGCCUGGAGCCAAUCUCCUCCUCCUCAAGCGGCUGCUGGCCCUCCUCCAGCACAUUGGCCACAACGCCUCCAGCAGCAGAAUGACCGCCAGCAACCUGGCCAUCUGCCUUGGGCCAAAUCUGCUGAGCCCACCUAACGAGGACCUGCUCCCCCUCGAGGCCAUGCUGGCCGUGACCGAGAAGGUGAACGUGCUGGUGGCGUUUCUCAUUGAAAACUGCGGUGACAUCUUUGUGGAGGAGAUGGCUGGCCGCUCCUGUCCAUCAGCCGGGGAGUUGCCAGCACCCAUGGAUGGAGCCACAGGAGCAGUUACAGGGUCGUGGAUCUUGGACCAAGAUCCUCAAAACCCCCUAGCUGUGCGAGGUUUCCGUGCCGCCCGUGCACUGCCUUUGUGUCCUGACGCUCUGUUUCUCCAGGAAUGUCGGUAUUUGCAUGGGGAGUUUCAAGGACCUGCCUGUGGACGCGACGGCCCCUACACGCCUGACGUGUUCUUCUGGUGCUGCAUCCUCUUCUUCGCCACCUUUGCCCUGUCAAGCUUCUUGAAGAAGUUUAAAACCAGCCGCUACUUUCCAACCAGAGCCAAGCUCUCCAAGAGCUUGGAUGUCCCGCACUCAUUUCCAUGA